This is a messenger RNA of Aaosphaeria arxii CBS 175.79, 3309 nucleotides long. RefSeq lists its product as uncharacterized. Gene Ontology annotation, cellular component: nucleus; cytoplasm; ribonucleoprotein complex. NCBI's taxonomy places the organism in Eukaryota, Fungi, Ascomycota, Dothideomycetes, Pleosporales. Gene Ontology annotation, biological process: thiamine biosynthetic process; rRNA processing. The transcript has 20 exons. Bases 1 to 3309 code for a protein of 1102 amino acids. The record is from RefSeq and is a predicted model, not a curated record. Gene Ontology annotation, molecular function: phosphomethylpyrimidine kinase activity; ATP binding; RNA binding.
AUGGCUCGAAAAAGGAUCCUUGUCAUUGCCGGUUCGGAUAGCUCAGGUGGAGCGGGCCUCGAGGCGGACCAAAAGGUCAUCGCUACUCAUGGGUGUUAUGCAAUGACGGCAACCACAGCGUUGACGGCCCAAAAUACUUUAGGAGUGGUCGACAUACAUUACACACCUCCACCAUUUCUGCAAAAGCAAAUUGAUGCUUGCAUUGAGGAUAUUGGCGUUGAUGUUGUCAAGACAGGUAUGCUAGCAUCCGUAGAUGCAGUACGUGUUGUUGCCGAUAGUUUUCGACGUCACAAUGUCAAAGUCUCCGUGGUCGAUCCAGUGAUGAUCUCAACGAGUGGCUCACAAUUAUUGCCCAAAGAAGCCGUGUCGACCCUGAUCAAAGAUCUUCUGCCUUUAACAACAAUCUUGACGCCCAAUCUACCAGAAGCUAAGCUGCUUCUAGAGAUUGCAGGUGUCCCAUUCAAAGAACCGCAGAAUGUUGACGAUAUCAUCUCCAUCGCCAAAUCGAUACAACAGUUGGGCCCAAGAUAUGUCCUUCUUAAAGGAGGUCAUCUACCUCUUACCAAGGGUCGCCUUGUAUCCAAAGAGGAGGCGGAUCAACAUAUUGUACUUAAUGUGCUCUAUGGUGAUGGAGACGCAACCUUGAUGGAAUCUGAUUACUUGAAAACCAAAAACACUCACGGAACAGGUUGCUCUCUAGCAUCGGCAAUUGCUUGCAAUCUUGCAUAUGGUCUGGAGAUCAUAGCUGCUGUCAAGAAAGCUAACCUCUACAUCGAGGCAGGAAUCAAGACAAGCCAAGAUCUUGGUUGCGGCAAUGGUCCUAUCAAUCAUUUCCACUCUGUGUACACUCUACCAUUCUCUCCAGGCGGUUUCAUUCCAUAUCUACUUGAUCGAGAAGACGUGCGCGGGCCGUGGAAGGAAUAUACAGAGCACUUAUUCGUUCAGCAGCUUGCCGAUGGGUCACUUCCUAUUGAGAAUUUCAGCCACUAUCUGAUUCAAGAUUAUCUCUUCCUGAUACAAUUCGCUCGUGCAAAUGCAUUGGCUUCAUACAAAUCAAAAUCAAUAACAGACAUUGGACGGUCUGCGCAACAAGUGCUUCAUUUGCAGGAAGAGAUGAAGUUGCACAUUGAAUAUUGCCGAGAACACGGCUUAUCAGUGGAUGAUAUCGAGAAACAGGAAGAAGAUCAAGACAGGUAUGUCUUGGAUGUCGGUCAAUCAGAGGACUGGUUGGCUCUACAAAUAGCGCUUCUACCAUGUCUCAUCGGAUAUGGCAUCAUUGCGCGCCGACUUUAUGAUGAUCCAAAAUCCAAAAGGGAUGGAAACAAGUACUGGAAAUGGAUUGAGACAUACAUCGGAAACGACUAUGUUGAGGCAGUUCGAAACGGAUCAGACUUAAUUGAGGGACAUGCACAAAAGCAGUCUGUCUCAAGGAUCGAUGAACUAGCGGAGAUUUUCAUCCAUGCUACUAAGAUGGAGAGAGGGUUCUGGGACAUGGGGCUAGCAGCAAAUGGUGCGCGUCUAUCGCAAACUGCAACGCCCAACUUUUCUCCUUCACUCUCAUCUCCCUCACCACAAGAUCAACAUCUUUCUUCGUGUGAUCUCUCCCUUUUUCAAGUUUUCAGUGACUCUCCCAGAUCAUCAACCAUGUCUUACGACGGAGGUUACGGAGGUCGCAACGGCCACUCCAACGGCAACGGGUACGGCGAACAAAGCGGUGGAUACGGGGCUUACAAUCACCAUUACAACCAAUACACUACUGCGUAUGGCAACGGCUACUCUAACGGCGGUGGAUACGGCAAUGGCCACUCGAACGGCUAUGGCGGUGGCCGCGGCGGAUACGGUGGAGGAGGUGGUGGUGGUGGUGGAUAUGGAGGCGGCGGCUACGGAGGUGGCGGCGACCGCAUGUCCAACCUCGGCCAGGGCCUGAAGCAGCAAGAAUGGGAUCUCGAUGCCCUCCCCAAGUUUGAGAAGUCGUUCUACAAGGAAGAUCCCGCAGUCACUGCCCGAACGCCUGCUGAGGUAGACGAGUUCCGAAAAGCCAGUCAGAUGACCAUCCAGGGCAAGAACGUCCCUAAGCCCGUUACCACAUUCGACGAGGCCGGUUUCCCAGCAUACGUUAUGAACGAGGUCAAGGCACAAGGUUUUGCAAAGCCCACUGCCAUCCAAUCUCAAGGUUGGCCCAUGGCUCUUUCCGGACGUGACGUCGUCGGUAUUGCCGAGACUGGAUCUGGAAAGACCCUUACCUACUGCCUCCCCGCCAUCGUCCACAUCAACGCACAGCCUCUUCUCGCGCCAGGCGACGGUCCCAUUGUGCUCAUCCUCGCCCCUACGCGUGAGUUGGCCGUUCAAAUUCAGCAGGAAAUCAGCAAGUUCGGAAAGUCAUCUCGUAUCCGAAACACUUGCGUCUACGGUGGUGUCCCCAAGGGCCCUCAGAUUCGUGACCUUGCUCGCGGUGUAGAAGUCUGCAUUGCUACCCCCGGACGUUUGAUCGAUAUGUUGGAGGCCGGCAAGACUAACUUGCGUCGUGUCACUUACCUUGUGCUUGAUGAGGCCGAUCGCAUGCUUGACAUGGGUUUCGAGCCCCAGAUCCGCAAGAUCAUUGGACAGAUUCGCCCCGAUCGUCAGACUUGCAUGUGGUCUGCCACAUGGCCCAAGGAGGUUCGCCAGUUGGCUGCUGACUACCAGAAAGAUUGGAUCCAGGUCAACAUCGGCUCCAUGGAUCUCUCUGCUAACCACCGCAUCCAACAGAUCGUUGAGCACUUGGAGACUAUCAUGGACGAUAAGAACAACAAGAUCUUGAUCUUCACAGGUACCAAGCGCGUUGCCGACGAGAUUACACGAUUCCUUCGUCAAGACGGCUGGCCAGCAUUGUCUAUCCACGGUGACAAGCAGCAAAACGAGCGUGAUUGGGUUCUGAACGAAUUCAAGACAGGAAACAGCCCCAUUAUGGUCGCCACCGAUGUGGCUUCCCGUGGUAUUGAUGUACGUAACAUCACCCAUGUGCUCAACUAUGACUACCCGAACAACUCGGAAGAUUAUGUUCACCGCAUUGGUCGUACCGGUCGUGCCGGAGCCAAGGGUACCGCCAUUACCCUCUUCACCACCGACAACUCUAAGCAGGCUCGUGAUCUCGUCUCUGUACUUACCGAGUCCAAGCAACAAAUUGACCCCAAGCUGCAUGAGAUGGCGCGCUACGGUGGCGGAGGCGGUGGUCGAUGGGGUGGCGGUCGUGGCCGUGGUGGACACCGUGGUGGAGGAGGCAACUGGACUGGAAGCAACAAUGCACCUGUCCGUAACAGCCGCUGGUAG